CGUCGUAUUUUCCUCCCCUCCACAGCCUGCUUUAACGCUGAGAGCCACUCGAAAUAAACAAGCGCAAAAAGAGGGGGCCGCCGUGAAGACCGGGUCUGUCUCCGGUGUCACGUUUAUCACCAGGACAGAGGGGGCUUACACCUAUAACUUGCCAUCAGUGAAGCCCAAAAUUUCUGCCUCCACUGAGCCCAUAUCAUUGUAAACUUUUUAUAUCCUGCGCUGCAUACACUGAGCUCCGACAAAGCGAGGUUUUUCCUUUAAAACUGAAGUGAGAACUACAAGUGGACCCAUGGACAUGUCCCGCUGUCCUCCUUCCCCCGUGCCUGGUCUAUAGUCAACCAGAGACGACCCAUAUUCUCUCUCACACUCUGCUCUCAGCCAUUUGAACGACCCCCCCACCCACCCUGUGGUCACAUCAUGGCCAGCAAGAGGAAGUCUUCGACUCCUUGUAUGAUCCCCAGCAAGAUCAUACGCCCAGCAGAGGAGGUCGAUGAGGACUCUGCGGUUCUUCUCAGACAGUCCAGGAUUUCUGGAGGAGAUCGACAUAGCCCGUUUGACCCAGGAGAGUCUUCCAAACCGGAGGCGGAGGACACUGUCCAAGAUAGUGCUGGCACUUACACCUGUAAGCCUUGUAACUUUAAAACCCACGACCUUAACUUGUUCUUGGAUCAUGUGUACUCCGGGCACCAGGACUUUCGUGCGGACCCCAGCUUCUUUUGCGUGAGUUGUGGGGUUUCGGCACCCAAAUUUGAGGGUUUGGCACUGCAUAACGCUAGGGUUCACCCCAGCACGCUGAACACGACUCUGCAGCUGAGGAAGAGGGACAGGAGAGUCGUGGUGGAGCAGAAUCUGGUGUCUGCUGCAGAGACAGGGAAGGAUAGCGAGAUCUCCAUCACCAAAACCCCAAUAAUGAGGAUGCUAAAGGGCAAAUCUGAGUCCAAACGGAUAGUGGUGUCUCACCCCGUCUCCGAUGAGCCUUCGUCAGACCCACACUCUGUGUCUGCAUCCAGAGAGACUGAGAGAAAAGAGCCUGCUGCUGUUACAGUCACUCAUGUUCCCACAAUUGUCCACAAUGGAACGACCAAGGUCACUCUGCCCUCAGCAAUCCAGAUAGUCAACGGAUCUGGAGCAUUACCGAUGCUCAAGACUCCCAUCACACAGGUGGUCUCAGUUGUUCAAAACAGAAGCCUUCAUCAAUCUGCACCAACCACAGCCUCUUCAAAUAUUUCCUCCACUUCAUACUCGACCUCCAAAAAUCUCCCCAAGGUGAUGAUUCCUUUGAGCAGCAUCCCCACCUACAGUGCCUCCAUGGACUCCUCCUCUUUCUUGAAGACCUCCUUCAGUAAGUUCCCGUACCCCACAAAGGCGGAGCUCUGCUACCUGACUGUGGUCACAAAGUUCCCUGAAGAGCAGAUCAAGAUCUGGUUCACAGCCCAGAGACUCAAACAAGGUAUCAGCUGGUCUCCUGAGGAGAUCGAGGAGGCCAGGAGGAAGAUGUUCAACACCAUCAUCCAGACUGCGCCUUCCAGCUCACACAACCAGACCCAGAGUCACCACAGCCCAGCCCAACACACAAUCACAGUCCUGCCCGCCUCACUGGGGGCCACUGGGAUCCCUCACAUCCUGCAGGGCUCUCUUGUCAGCCAAGGAGGAGUAAUCGUCACGCAGCCUGUAAUGGCAAACGGCAUCCAGGUCAGCAGUGCUCCUGUGGCCCUGGCUGUCACACCGAAGCCCCAGGCAGCAGCCCGCCCCAUGAUGCAAGCCCGACCUGCUGCAGCGCUGGUGGCAGACAAAGGCAUCAGCAUGGUGGUGGGGACGGUGGGCAGCAGCAGCAGUGGCGGGAGCAGCAGCAGCAGCAGUAAUAGUAGUAGGAGUGGGAGAGCGGGCACUAGCAGUAUUAUUACUAGCAGCCAAGCAAGUGUCAUUAACCUCAGUCUGGGAAGCAGUAAUCUUAGUAAUGCCAAGGUCAGCAGUCUCAACGGUAAACACAGCAGCGCUAAUGCAGACUGCAAGAACAAGAGCAAUAGUAAUGUCACCAGCCACGUGAAUGCUAAGAACAUUGAUAUCAGCAAAGCCAGCAACACCAACAUUGUGCAGAGUGACGACAAAGUAACUGCAGAAAGAAAAAACUCCACAGACAGCAAAUCAGGCAAAACAGGCAAAGCAGGCAGUGAUGGACAGAAAAGCAAAGACACCAAUGGUAGCAGCAACAGAAAUCACACAACUAGCACAAGCACAGAUGAUGUCGAGCCCCCCACCAGCGACUCUCCGACCAUCAAAAUGGAGGAGGCGUCUUCGCCUGCCUCAAAGUCGUCUUCCCCCUCUCCUGCAGCUCCUUCAAGCAGCACGUCUGGCUCCCGGACACCAGUCAACGCCUUCCUGGACCCCAGUUUUUACAAGGGCAAGAAGUCUCAGGAGCAGCUCAACGCUCUGAAGGACAGUUUUCAGGUCAGCCAGUUUCCCGACCAGGAGGAGGUGGACCGCCUCAUUUCUCUGACUGGGCUCACGGUACGAGAAGUCCGCAAGUGGUUCAGUGACCGGCGUUACCACUAUCGCAACCUCAAAGGUUCGCGCUCCAGCACAGGUGGACAGAGUAAGUCUGGCACAGCGGGCGCAGGGGGCGGUUCAGGUACGCCAGGGAGCGGCGCCGCUGGCAGUGCCCACCCUGUUGACUUGUCUGAAAGUAGCAGCAACUCCGGCGCGAAAACGCCCCAGCACAGCUCUGCACCCCUGAGCCCGACUACAUCACAGACUCCCACGUCUCCCACCACACCUUCACGCAGGCUCCCUAGACCCCCUUCACCCGACUUCACAGCUAUCCGCUACAAGGAGAGAGAACCUCAUCAGCUAAAGGCUCUAGAGGCCAGUUUUGUCCAGGACCCUGACCCAGCAAUGGAGGAAGUGGACAGACUGCGAUCUGAAACCAAGAUGACCAGGAGGGAGAUCCACGGCUGGUUCGCUGACAGGAGAAAGAGAAUGGCAGCUGAGAAAAAGAAGGAGGAGGCGGAGCGGGCGAUGAGAGAGGAGGAGGUGGAGGAGAUGGAGGUUGACGGGGAGGAGAGACAGAAAGAGGACGGGUCAGGGGGACUGAAAGUCAACCCUAUUAAAAUCAAUCUGAAGAUGCUGAAGGUGACAGAGGCCAACGGCAAAGCAGAGGGUGAAGGGUCGCAUAGUCCGCUUCAAUCCAGCAGCACACCUGCAUCCUCCCCUGGCCCCACUCCAUCCUCCACCCCAAAACCAUCCCAGUCCUCCACCCCAACACCCAAAACAUCCCACUCCCCCAAACCCACAGCCGUCCGAGGUAAGAAGACAGCUGAGCAGCUGCAAACACUCAAACAAGUCUACGCCCGUACGCAGUGGCCCAGCGCCACUCAGUAUGAUGAGAUGAUCUCAGCAACGGGACUGCCCAGACCCGAGGUCGUGCGCUGGUUUGGCGACUGCCGUUAUGUGCAGAAGAACGGCCAGCUGAAGUGGCUGGAGACUUACCAGAACAUGGCUCUGGAAGAGGACCUCCGGAAGGGGAACGCGCAGAUCCUGCAGGCCCACCACGACGCCCACGGCAGCCUGGAGGAGUCAAAGUUACAGGAACUGGCUCAGGCCAGUGGUUUAACAGCAGAUUUGGUGCGACACUGGUUCUCUAUGAAGGCGACGGAACAGUCUGCUGCAGCUCGUGCGACAGGAGCAGGACCAGUUGCACCAGAUGCAGCAGCUGAGCCUCGAUCAGCAGGAUCCUCCCCCCUGGAGCCGCAGCCAGGAGGAGGGACGGAGGAAAAAAUGGAGCAGUCGGUGUGUGGUGUCGCAGCAGAAGCGGAGGAGGAGGCCGAUGCUGACAAGACUGUGAAUCCUACUAAAGAAACUGAUUGAGGCGACCUUUUGUCUGAGGAUGGAGUUCCCAACGCAGGUGGUCUUUGUGUCUGAGAAAAAGGCGGCAGAUG
Plectropomus leopardus (leopard coralgrouper) is the source of this 3935-nucleotide messenger RNA. It is a transcript of the gene zhx3b, whose product is annotated as zinc fingers and homeoboxes 3b. The record is from RefSeq and is a predicted model, not a curated record. Gene Ontology annotation, molecular function: DNA binding; DNA-binding transcription factor activity, RNA polymerase II-specific. Gene Ontology annotation, cellular component: nucleus. Gene Ontology annotation, biological process: regulation of transcription by RNA polymerase II. NCBI's taxonomy places the organism in Eukaryota, Metazoa, Chordata, Actinopteri, Perciformes, Serranidae.